GCAUGUAAUUAUGAGGAAUGUUUAGAAAUCCAUCUGCCUGAGAGCGUUACUUGCAAAGUUGCAGUAGCGUCGGCCUUCUCUGUGGGUUUUGUAGCACGGGUUGUAUAAAACCUUUUCUAUAGGUUCAAAAAAAGUGCAAUUAUGCCGAAAAGAAAGUCUCCAGAAGGCACUGAAGGCAAAGAUUCAUCAAAAGUGAAUAAGCACGAACCAAAAGAGCCUACAAGAAGGUCUGCAAGGAUAUCUGCUAAGCCAGCCCCCCCAAAGCCAGACUCCAAACCGAAGAAACCAGCAGCCAAGAAAGAAGUAGCUGCUGCAAAGGGUAAAAAAGGUGCCAAGGGAAAGAAGGAAGACAAACCAGAAGCGACUCCUGCUGAAAAUGGAGAAACUAAAUCUGAAGAGGCACAGAAGACUGAAGAUGACAAAUGAAACUUCUGCAAUGGGACACUAGUUGAUUUUAUGUACCUCCUGUAAAGUUUUAAAGAAGAAUAUUUUUAUCAAGUAUUUUGUAAAUGCAGUUUUUAACUGUAGCAAAUAGCCUCACAUCUACAGAAACUCAACGUUGGACAGAACUUGAAGAAAACAGUUGUGCUCUUAAUUUAAUAUGCCACUGGAUGGAAAUGUUUACCACUGGACAAAAAGAUGAGUGACUGGACUGCAAUAUUUCCCCUAAAAACUGUUUGUAAAUGACCCCAUUUAGUGUGUGAAUUUAUUUUUUGUUCAUUUUUUUUACUGUGCAUAUUAUCACGGUUUUUGAUGAACCGAUCUGUGGUGCUUUGUAUUAAACGUGUGUUAAAAUUUU
Molecule: messenger RNA, 799 nt
Organism: Protopterus annectens (West African lungfish)
Lineage: Eukaryota; Metazoa; Chordata; Ceratodontiformes; Protopteridae
Gene: HMGN3
Product: high mobility group nucleosomal binding domain 3
Exons: 6
Coding region: 142-426 (94 amino acids)
Biological process (GO): chromatin organization
Cellular component (GO): nucleus; chromatin
Molecular function (GO): nucleosomal DNA binding
Source: RefSeq, a predicted model, not a curated record